AUGUUGGUGGUGCCGCUGCCAACGCCCACGGAGCCAACGGAGCUCCCCCGAAGGCCUACAGGCACCGACUUGAAUGGUGGAGUGCGCCGAAAAUUCACGCGCAGCAGCACGGUCGGCGAUACGCACACCGCCGCUGAGGCAGCACGACAUCCGCCUGCCAAGCUGGAGUACAAUGUCCCCCCACCUACCAAGAUUCCUGCGUAUGCCACCAUGUCAGAGCAUGUCGAGCACGAUCUAGGUCGGUUAUAUCAAUCCAUGCAGCAAGCCCGUCGGAUUGCCGUUGUAUGCGGCGCUGGUAUUUCUGUCUCGUCGCCUGCCAACAUCCCUGACUUUCGCUCAGCUACAGGCCUGUUCACGCAACUGAAAGAAAGAUUUCCGCAGGCUGGUCUUUCUAGUGGAAAAGAUCUUUUCGAUGCACGACUAUUCCAGUCGGAAAGUUCGACCUCGCUCUUUUAUUCCAUGAUCGCAGAGCUUAAAGAGCUAGCAGACGCAGCGCAGCCUACCUUUUUCCACCAUAUGCUUAAGAGGCUAGACAAGGAAGGACGACUUCAGCGUGUAUAUACCCAAAACAUUGAUGGGCUCGAAGAAAAGGCGGGCCUUACAUUCGGCACAGGCACGUCGUUGGACGAGCUGAGUGCCUCCAAACGCAAACGUGCUGCAUCGCAACGUGACUUUAAGCGCUCGCAAUCGGAUUCGGCCGUCCUGAGCUCCAUGCACACAGAACCGAGUAUGUCGAAAAAGCCUCUCUUUCCUCGUGCUAUUCCUCUGCAUGGCAGCUUGUCGUCCUUGUCAUGUAUGUUGUGCUCUCAUACGAUGUCGCUGUCCGCAGAGAAGAACGAAAAGGCCAAAGAGGCUUUGGCGCAAUUGCGAGCUGGUCAGCCAGUAUGGUGUGAGCGAUGUGAGGCGGCUGACAAUCUCCGCACCGAGGCCGGUCUUCGUUCACGAGGGAUUGGACGCAUGAAAGUGGAUGUGGUGUUGUACCAUGGUGAAAACGAUUCUGCAGAGCAAGUGGGCGCGUGUGUAGAGCGCGAUCUGCUGGGUCUGCGGGAUCCAAACGAACCUGUUGUCCCAGAGACCCCAGCCGAGGCGCGAGCGAGAGAGCGACGAGAAUCACAGGCUUCCUUCUCUACGAUGCCAGCAGUAAAGGAAGAGAAGGAUGAAGAGGUUGGUGACUUAUCGAUGAACGCCGGCGAUAUGGGAGCUGAUGAUGUAUUGGCGGGCGCGUUUGAUGAUGAUGGCCCUGCCGAUGUUGUGGAAAAAGGAUCUGAGCCUGAACCCACUGUGCCGCCCAAGCCACGUCGCUUAAAACCCAUGCCGCCUGACCUUUUGAUUGUGGCCGGUACGAGUCUCAAGGUGCCUGGCACGAAACGCAUUGUGCGUGAGUUUGCCAAAGCAUGCCGUGCUCGUGAUCAGCGACGCAGUGCGUCGGCGAAAGAGGCCGCGCCAGUGCGUGUGGUGUACCUGAACUACGACUUCCCUUCUGCGGCGAGUGAGUGGGCUGGCACUUUCGAUAUGUGGAUUCGAGGUGAUGUCCAGCAAGCAGCGUUGGGACUCUGUGAGCCACGUCAUACCACCACGACCCACGAUCCGCUGGUGGAGUCGAUGAUUGGGCGCCAUACGUGGCAUCCAUACGCGUGUGCGUACGAGGAGGCCCAGAAGACGAAGGGGACCGAGAAACGUGUUCGUUCGCGGGCACGAGGGCGCAGUCACACUGCAGCUACGACUACGGCUACGACAACGACGAAACCGACCACGGCGCCCUUGCGUGCAUCGAACAAGUUGCCUAUGGUAUCAACCAAACUGAGUACCGCCAAGACGCGGCGAGUCCUCGGCAAAGGCACGCCCAAACCUGAGCCCCACGAGGGCCUGCCGCACCAUGUGUAG
Molecule: messenger RNA, 1884 nt
Organism: Malassezia pachydermatis
Lineage: Eukaryota; Fungi; Basidiomycota; Malasseziomycetes; Malasseziales; Malasseziaceae
Product: dhs-like nad fad-binding domain-containing protein
Exons: 3
Coding region: 1-1884 (627 amino acids)
Biological process (GO): regulation of DNA repair; negative regulation of transcription by RNA polymerase II; replication-born double-strand break repair via sister chromatid exchange
Cellular component (GO): mating-type region heterochromatin
Molecular function (GO): NAD+ binding; histone deacetylase activity, NAD-dependent
Source: RefSeq, a predicted model, not a curated record